Molecule: messenger RNA, 2037 nt
Organism: Hibiscus syriacus
Lineage: Eukaryota; Viridiplantae; Streptophyta; Magnoliopsida; Malvales; Malvaceae
Product: galacturonosyltransferase 8-like
Exons: 3
Coding region: 102-1775 (557 amino acids)
Molecular function (GO): polygalacturonate 4-alpha-galacturonosyltransferase activity
Source: RefSeq, a predicted model, not a curated record
CGAAGGCAGUGAGUGAGAGAGUGCCGUUGUGUUUCGGCCAUCAUAAUUCCAUUUACUUCCUUUUUUUAGACCGUUUGAUGCGCCGGUGACUGAUCGGAGAGAUGCCGAAUCCCCGUACAGCAAGAAGCGGCAGCGGAGGAGGUUUUGGAUUUACAGUUAGAUUAUUGGCCUUUGCAAUUACGGUUGCAAUCUGUUUCUUCUUUGCUCUAUCGUUCUUCUUCACUUCCCACACUCACUCUCCUCAUCUCCAAACCAACUUUGGUUUCCCCACUGGAAUUGGAUCCACGAGGAGGUCCGUUUUAGCACUUAAAUCGGAUCCGCUAAAGCCCCGACUGGAUCAGAUCCGGAAGCAAGCCGACGACCACCGCUCUCUUGUUCUUGCCUACGCCUCUUACGCUCGGAAAUUAAAGCUCGAAAACUCAAAGGUCGUCAGAGUUUUCGCUGAUCUAUCACGAAACUACUCGGAUCUCAUUAACAAGCCAUCUUAUCGGGCUCUCUUUGAAGCCGAUUCGCUCUCCAUUGACGAGACGGUGCUCCGGCAGUUUGAGAAAGAAGUCAAAGAGCGGAUCAAAGCAACCCGCCAAAUGGUCUCGGAAGCCAAGGAAUCUUUUGAUAACCAACUCAAGAUCCAGAAAUUGAAAGAUACGAUCUUUGCCGUCAAUGAGCAGCUGACAAAAGCGAAAAAGCAAGGCGCAUUUUCCAGCCUCAUCGCUGCCAAAUCAAUCCCUAAAAGCUUACAUUGUUUGGCAAUGAGAUUGAUGGAGGAACGGAUCGCACAUCCUGAGAAAUAUACAGAUGAAGGGAAGCCGAUUCCUCCUGAAUUCGAGGACCCUAAGCUUUAUCAUUAUGCCAUUUUCUCCGAUAAUGUACUUGCAGCAUCCGUAGUGGUCAAUUCAGCCACGAAGAAUGCCAAAGAGCCAUGGAAACACGUUUUCCAUGUGGUGACUGACAAGAUGAAUCUCGGAGCAAUGCAGGUUAUGUUUAAAUUGAAAGAUUAUAAUGGGGCACAUAUUGAAGUUAAAGCAGUUGAGGAUUAUAAGUUUUUGAAUUCAUCUUAUGUUCCGGUGUUAAGACAGCUAGAAUCGUCAAAUUUGCAGAAGUUUUACUUCGAGAACACUCUUGAGAAUGCGACUAAAGAUACAACUAACAUGAAGUUUAGGAACCCCAAGUAUUUGUCUAUCUUGAAUCACUUGAGGUUUUAUUUACCCGAGAUGUACCCCACAUUGCAUAGGAUCUUGUUUUUGGAUGAUGAUAUUGUUGUGCAAAAGGAUUUGACAGGGUUGUGGAAGAUUGAUAUGGAUGGGAAAGUGAAUGGGGCGGUGGAGACUUGCUUUGGGUCUUUCCAUAGAUAUGCACAGUAUAUGAAUUUCUCACAUCCUUUGAUUAAGCAGAAGUUCAACCCCAAGGCUUGUGCCUGGGCUUAUGGGAUGAAUUUCUUUGAUUUAGAUGCUUGGAGGAGGGAAAAAUGUACAGAGGAAUAUCAUUACUGGCAGAAUCUCAACGAGAAUCGGACCUUGUGGAAAUUGGGAACAUUGCCUCCCGGUUUGAUCACAUUUUACUCCACAACGAAACCGUUGCACAAGUCUUGGCAUGUACUUGGACUCGGCUACAAUCCAAGCAUUAGCAUGGAUGAGAUCAGCACUGCCGCGGUGGUGCACUUCAAUGGUAACAUGAAGCCAUGGCUUGAUAUUGCCAUGAACCAGUUCAAGCCUCUUUGGACCAAGUAUGUGGACUAUGAUUUGGAGUUUGUCCAGGUCUGCAAUUUCGGUGUCUAAAUAAAAACAUCAUCUUUGAAGCAUCUGUACUGGUAAUAUGCUACAGAUCUAGCUUUACGACAAGAAUUUCAUCUCAGCAUCUGCGUUUUCUUACACGUUAAUUCAAGCGUCCUUAUUCCGCGUGGAAGAAAAUUGGUAUAUAUUCUUACUAUAGCACACUUGUCAUAUUAAUUUUAGAAUUUAUUGUUUAAAAAUAUUCUGCAUAUGUUUAACUGUUCAAAUUAUCCUGCAAUGAUAAAAUGAUGGAAAAGAGUUUUGUUGA